Erigeron canadensis is the source of this 1196-nucleotide messenger RNA. RefSeq names its product syntaxin-71. The coding region runs from base 134 to 934 and encodes 266 amino acids. The record is from RefSeq and is a predicted model, not a curated record. The transcript is spliced from 9 exons. NCBI's taxonomy places the organism in Eukaryota, Viridiplantae, Streptophyta, Magnoliopsida, Asterales, Asteraceae. Gene Ontology annotation, cellular component: endomembrane system; SNARE complex; membrane. Gene Ontology annotation, biological process: vesicle fusion; intracellular protein transport. Gene Ontology annotation, molecular function: SNAP receptor activity; SNARE binding.
UCCAGUUCUUGUUCUUCAUCAAAAAAAUCUUUCUCCCCAAUUUCAAACUAUAUAUAUAUAUAUUUUUUAUUUUCCAACAUCAAACUCAUCAAAUCACUAAAACCUAGUCACAACAACAACAACAACAACAACAAUGAGCGUAAUCGAAAUAUUAACUCGAGUUGAUGCAAUUUGCAAAAAGUACGACAAAUACGACGUUGAAAAACAGCGAGAUCUUAACGUCUCCGGUGACGAUGCAUUCGCUCGCCUCUACGCUGCCGUUGAAUCCGACAUUGAAACCGCUCUUCAGAAAGCUGAGACAGCUAGUAACGAGAAAAAUCGAGCUUCCGUUGUGGCGAUCAAUGCCGAAAUACGACGGACUAAGGCUAAGUUACUGGAGGAAGUUCCUAAACUGCAGCGGUUGGCGAUGAAGAAGGUAAAAGGACUUGCCCCUGAAGAGUUUGCUGCUCGUAAUGACUUGGUUCUCGCACUCCCUGAUAGGAUUCAAGCAAUACCUGAUGGGGGUGCUGCUGCACCCAAACAGUCUGGAGGAGGUUGGGCAGCUUCAGCAUCUCGUACAAACAACAUCAAGUUUGAUUCAGAUGGACGAUUUGAUGAUGACUACUUUCAGCAAUCUGAGGAGUCAAGCCAAUUUAGGAAUGAGUAUGAAAUGAGAAAAUUGAAGCAGGAUCAAGGCUUGGAUAUGAUAUCAGAAGGUCUAGAUACAUUGAAAAACAUGGCACAAGAUAUGAAUGAGGAAGUGGACAGACAAGUCCCAUUGAUGGACGAAAUCGACGACAAGGUGGAUAAGGCGACUUCAGACCUUAGGAAUACCAAUGUUAGACUUAAGCACACUGUUCAUCAGCUGAGGUCUAGUAGGAACUUUUGUAUCGAUAUUAUAUUGCUGUGUGUAAUUCUGGGCAUUGCAGCUUACUUGUACAAUGUUUUGAAGUAAUUGUUUGUGAGCAUAAUGAAAAUCUAGCCUGGUUUGCUCUUGCGGUGAUGACUUUUAGUGUGCUCGUGAGUUAUGUAUGUUCGCACUUGACUUCAACUUUUCUGUUACAUCUAUACUUCACAUGUUUAUUUACCAACGUAUUUCUAUCUAUAUCUAAAUAUAACUAUGUAUUUCAUUUUGAUUUUCUUAUUGUAUCGUGUGAACAUCCCUUAGGGAGUUAGGGCGAUAUGAAUGUAUGAAAGUGCUUUCUUCUUAUUGUUUA